AUGGAUUGCUUUGCUCCGCAUACGCGCUCCAAGCAAGAAUGUAGACAGCCUGUGGUGAGGAUUUAUAUGCACAGCGAUGCAGAGAAUAGAUGCCGUGUGAAAUUUCGUGCUCUUGGAAAGAAAACGUGACUGCCACAUGACGGCGCUAGUGUCGGGGCCAGGCCCCUCUUUAGGGGCAGGGGCCCUGCUCGGAUCCGUCCUCAGCGUCCUCCUCUUCCUGCACACGACCAACGCCGGCUUGUAGUGCCGCGUUAUGAAAACGCAAAUAUAGCGUCCCAACAGGGAAGCUUGGCAGUGCUCUCGAGCAGUAACUGCGCUCGCCGGCGCGGGGCUGCAGGGCAGUCGCGGAAGAGGCCGCCGCCGCCGCCGCCACCGCCGUCACGGCUGCCUGCCCGCGCUGCCAGCGCGCCGCAGCACCUCCGCGGCCACGGAAAAGGGAGGGGGUGCGGGGCGGCGGGCGCCGGGCGCCGCGGACGUGAGUCGCCUGCAGCGCCUCUGGCGGCGGCGGAGCGCGGGGUCGACGCUUGCUUGAUGCCGUCCUCAGGCGAGGAACUGGGCCAGCGCCGGCGCCCUCUACGUCCUCUGCUGGCUAUUUGCCCUCGGUGA
Messenger RNA from Gryllus bimaculatus (two-spotted cricket), 606 nucleotides. The record is from the annotation of a GenBank genome assembly. Lineage: Eukaryota; Metazoa; Arthropoda; Insecta; Orthoptera; Gryllidae.